AUGCGACUCAUCAAUGCGAAAACGCUCGACAUUGAAGAGUUCUUCGGGGACGCCAUCCCAGAAUACGCCAUCCUCUCGCACACAUGGGGCAAAGACGAGGUCACGCUGCAGGAGGUGCAGCUCCAGAGUCGCGAGGUGACUAUGAAGGUCGGCUACCAGAAGAUCAUGUUCACCUGUCGGCAAGCCUUGGAGGAUGCCAUCCUCUGGGCCUGGAUCGACACUUGCUGCAUCGACAAGACCAGCAGUACUGAGUUGUCGGAGGCUAUCAACUCAAUGUAUCAAUGGUACACGAUGUCAACGGUGUGUUACGCCUUUCUGUCGGACUUCUCUCUUGUGAGACCAGAUACCUACCGUUUCGAAGACUCUCGGUGGUUUACCAGGGCCUGGACGUUGCAGGAGUUGAUCGCGCCACCCAAGGUUGUAUUUUUCGAUGUGAACUGGAGUUGCAUUGGGAACUCCCAGGAUCCGGGGCUGCUCGAAACGAUCAGUAGAACUACGGGGAUACCUGGGGAAUGUCUUCGCCACUUGCAACAUCCCGAUGAUUUCAGUGUGGCGAAGCGCAUGUCUUGGGCUGCGAAUCGCCAGUGCACCAGAGUCGAGGAUGAAGCAUACAGUCUUAUGGGUCUCUUCAAUGUCAAUAUGCCACUUCUCUACGGCGAGGGCAAAAGAGCUUUCAUGAGGUUGCAAGAGGAAAUAUUGAAGGACACGGAUGAUCAAACGCUUUUUGCCUGG
Molecule: messenger RNA, 732 nt
Organism: Pseudomassariella vexata
Lineage: Eukaryota; Fungi; Ascomycota; Sordariomycetes; Amphisphaeriales; Pseudomassariaceae
Product: heterokaryon incompatibility protein-domain-containing protein
Exons: 1
Source: RefSeq, a predicted model, not a curated record